GCGGAGCGUUUUAGGGAGCGGACCGAUUUUUAAAGAUGGCGGCGCCCACAGAGCAGCACGGCGGGGAAGGUUGCGGAAGUAGAUGAAGCCGGUGUGGCCUCCUGUGGAGGUGUUUAUGAAGUACUUAUGGGCCUGUAUACCCCGUACUGGAGGGGGCUGUGCUAUACCCGGCUUGUGCGGCCCUCCCGGGUGUGGGGAGCCUCCUAUGUAACAGGUGGGAGGGAUGGGGAGGACAUUGUGGAGGGCACCGUGUGCCAUGGCUGUCACCAGGAUAUGUCCAGGAGGAGGGGGACAUAUAAAGAAUGUAUUUAUCCCAAAAUCUACAGAGACAAGGGGGGUCCUGAGAGAAGAGUGGGGGGAUCUGUCCUCCAUGGACACCCUGUACGCAGAUCAGUGACAUUAUCAGCCAAUCACAGACCUCUUCAUUUGGGGAGCCGGACAUUAUCACCUGAUUGCAAAUCUCUACUUUCUGGGGGACAGACAUUAUCAGCCAAUCACAGAUCCUGUAUAUACAGAUCCUUUCAUUCUGGGGGUCAGACAUUAUCAGCCGAUGGCGGUUGCACGCGCAGAUCUGGGCCGCCUUGGAACGUCGUCUUCUUUGGAACGGAUGACUUUGCACUGGAGUCUCUGAAGAUCCUCCACAGAUACAGCAGUAGAACAGAAGAGGCUCUCGUUGGAAGACUGGAGGUGGUUUCUCUGCCGUCUUCAUUGCCAAAAAGAUUUCCGGUGACGAAUUACGCCGAUGACCAGGGGCUCCCCGUACACCCGUGGCCUGACACGGGGCAGUGUGACGAGUUCGAUGUGGGAGUGGUGGCUUCGUUUGGACGACUCCUCAGUGAGGACCUCAUUUUAAAGUUCCCUUACGGGAUAUUGAACGUACACCCGAGUCUCCUUCCCCGGUGGAGAGGACCGGCUCCCAUAAUCCACACGGUGCUUAAUGGGGAUGAGAAAACCGGAGUCACAAUCAUGCAAAUUAGACCAAAGAGGUUCGAUGUUGGCCCCGUAGUGAUGCAGAAGACAUUCCCCGUUCCUCCCAUGUGCACUUCUAAGGAGCUGGAAGCUGUGCUGUCUAAACAUGGAGCUGAAAUGCUUUUAUCUGUUUUGAAAAAUUUACCACAUUGUUUAAGCUUCACUAAAGAGCAGCCAAAAGAAGGUGUAACGUUUGCCCCUAAGAUCUCCGCUGCGCUUAGUUGCGUCCGGUGGGAGGAACAGACUCCAGAAGAAAUUCUGCGGCUGGAACGUGCGGUUGGAUUUGCGAUACAACUACAAGCAGCAUGGAUGGGAACCCCUAUUAAACUGAUCAGUUUCACAGAAGUUCCGGGUCCUUUAAUCCGUUCAGAUUUUCCAAGACUCCCUGGAGCGAUUCGAUAUCUUCCUGGGCCGGAGAUGUUGGCGGUACGGUGCAAGGACGGCUGGGUUGGAGUCAGAACUGUGAAACUGAAGAGGAAACUGUCAGCCAAGGAUUUCUAUAACGGUUACUUGCACCCCUGGUUCACGCAGAAUUCAAGCUUGCCUAUGGAGGAGUGCCGCUUCUCUACAUUGUAUGUACCAGAAAAACCUAAGACUAAGGCCAAGCAGAAACCUGUGACUGUACGGAACAUGUGACACCGGAGACAGAAGAAGGAGCGGAGGAGUAAAACGGUCAUCCGGUAUUAGAGCCUGGGACAGGAAUGGUCGGGGAUCGCCAACAGUGACCACAUUGUUCCCCCAUACUAGAAAUCUGUACAGGGGAAUGGGCAACCAUCGCCAGCAGGAAGAUUCUAAGACUGGGAAACCAGCAUGGAACACAACCAGGAAGAGGGCAGGAAGUGUGUCAUAGAGGCGGGACGCGUUUCGCAACAGCUCAUUGGUUCCUUCUUCAGCCAGUGACCUGCAUUGCCAACAGGAAGAUUCUAAGACUGUGAAGCCAGUGGUGACUGGAUAGGAACGAAGUUCCACCGUCAUGAACUCCGUAAAACAAAGGGGGGGAUUUGUAGCCAUACAGUAAAACCUUGGUUUGAGAGUAACUUGGUUUGAGAGCGUUUUGCAAGA
Rana temporaria (common frog) is the source of this 2031-nucleotide messenger RNA. It is a transcript of the gene MTFMT, whose product is annotated as mitochondrial methionyl-tRNA formyltransferase. Gene Ontology annotation, biological process: biosynthetic process; conversion of methionyl-tRNA to N-formyl-methionyl-tRNA. The record is from RefSeq and is a predicted model, not a curated record. The transcript is spliced from 9 exons. Lineage: Eukaryota; Metazoa; Chordata; Amphibia; Anura; Ranidae. The coding region runs from base 127 to 1605 and encodes 492 amino acids. Gene Ontology annotation, molecular function: methionyl-tRNA formyltransferase activity. Gene Ontology annotation, cellular component: mitochondrion.